UAUCACUGCCUUGCGGAUCUCCAUCCCCCACAAACACCAUCACCAUGAACCCGUACGCGCCGCACGCGCACGCGUCCUCGUCCAAGACUCCAGACGGGCCCGUCACUCGCUCGCGCACCCUCUUCUAUCUCUCCGUCCGGGACAGCAGCAGCUUCGGCUCGGGGCGCGCCCCGCGCCUCGCAGCAGCACAGUAUGGCGACACCGUCGACGUAGAGGACGACGAGCGCGGCGGCCUGCUCGCGCACGCGCGCGUAGACAUGCAGGGCCUUCCGCCGAAAUGGGUGGACAAGAGCGACGAGGUCGAAGAAAUCCUCGAGCGCAUCACAGCCAAAGUCGCGGCGUUGGACAAGCUGCACGCCAAGCACGUGCUGCCAGCGUUCACGGACCGGAGCGCCGAGGAGCGUGAGAUUGAGCGACAGACGAGCGACAUUACACGCGACUUUCGGCGUGCGUCCAAGCUCGUCGCAUCGAUCGCGCCGGGGAAGGAUGCGACACGCGCCGAGAAGGUCACGGCCAAGAAUGUGCAGCGCGGACUCGCGCGCAAGAUCCAAGAGGCGAGCGGGCACUUUCGCGUCAAGCAGCGCGUGUACAUGCAAAAACUGCAAGGUCACUCGAUCAAGAACAAGGACCUUUUGGCUGCGAGCGGCGCGAUCACGCUGCGCGGAACAGACUCGUACGAUGCCCUGGCAGAGGACGAGGAGGCGUCGCAAGCGCAGCUCCAGUCUCAAACACAGUCCGGCGUAGCGCUCGACAUCGAGCAGCGCACACACGAGAUUACCCAGAUCGCUUCGUCGAUCAGCGAGCUGGCCGACCUGUUCCGCGAUCUCGGCAAUCUAGUCGUCGAACAGGGCACGGUGCUCGACUCGGUCGAGUACAACGUGCAGCAGACGGCCAAGCAAAUGGACGAUGCGGUGCAGGAACUACAAGUCGCGCGUCGAUACCAGAGCAAUACGGGCAAGCGAAAGUGUAUCCUGCUCCUCAUCCUGCUAAUCGUGGCCAUGAUCAUUAUACUGAUUUACAAGCCACGACGGGGCUCGUCACCCCCAACACCAACCCCUGCCUCCGGCGUCGUCGGGGCACCACCCGCCCCACCACCAACCACAAGCCUGAAUGGCUGGGAGCGGCCCAACAUGUAUCCCACCGCGCCGUUCUAGACCACACUGUAGCCCUAUACCCUGCAUAUACUAUUCCAUAUCCCAUGCGACUAUGAGAGCGGUUUGCGGCGGAGGC
Messenger RNA from Cutaneotrichosporon oleaginosum, 1230 nucleotides. RefSeq lists its product as uncharacterized. Gene Ontology annotation, biological process: vesicle-mediated transport; intracellular protein transport; vesicle fusion. Lineage: Eukaryota; Fungi; Basidiomycota; Tremellomycetes; Trichosporonales; Trichosporonaceae. Gene Ontology annotation, molecular function: SNAP receptor activity; SNARE binding. The record is from RefSeq and is a predicted model, not a curated record. Gene Ontology annotation, cellular component: endomembrane system; membrane; SNARE complex.